Paracoccidioides lutzii Pb01 is the source of this 627-nucleotide messenger RNA. RefSeq names its product autophagy protein. The transcript has 3 exons. The record is from RefSeq and is a predicted model, not a curated record. The coding region runs from base 1 to 627 and encodes 208 amino acids.
AUGUCCAACUGGCGAGAAGAAUACUUCUUAGCUCUAGGAGUCAGAGAUGCACGCGAGCAAGCAAAUGCAGCUGUAUAUGAUGCCUAUACCCGCCUAGCAGAUCGUACUAGCAGUCUGCAUACCGACACUCCCGCCCCCGGGGUUCCUCCAUCUGCCUCCCACACAACCGGCUCCCCAGCAGCCAACAGAAAGCCUACCCCUCCAUCCAAAACCCAACUUGGAACAAACACACCCUUGCACUAUGAUCAACUACCUGCCGCGGUACGACAAGAUCUUGCUGAAGCUCAACGCUCGCGCACAGAGUUGCUAGAUAAACUUUCCAGGGCCACCACGGAGCUGGAGAAGUUGAAGAAGAAAACGAGGGCGGACACACGGAGGAUUGAGAUGUUGGUUGGGGAGAGGGCGCAGUUGAUGACCAGGGUUAAAGAUCGGGAUGAGGAGUUGAGGGGGAAGGCGAAGCUGUUGGAUAAUCUACAAUCUGAGCUCGUAUCGCUGAAUUUGCAGUUUAAUAUGGCGGAGGAACGGUCGAAGAAGUUAGAGACGGAGAAUAAGGAAUUGGUUGAUAGAUGGAUGGCGAGAAUGGGACAAGAGGCGGAGGCUAUGAAUAAGGCGUCAAAAUAUUCUUGA